Molecule: messenger RNA, 1167 nt
Organism: Amoebophrya sp. A25
Lineage: Eukaryota; Dinophyceae; Syndiniales; Amoebophryaceae
Source: the annotation of a GenBank genome assembly
GCCCCCUCAUCAUAAUUUUAGACAUAUGAGCCAGACCGCGAAGUAUACCAUUAUUGAGGAAGCUUUUUUCUGAGCGUAGCACCUAAAACGCCCGCUGUCGCGCGCUUCGUCACCGCCGUGACACAACGGUGAACCGAGCAGGGAGCGCCGCUUGGGACUUUUGGGGGACUGCAAAGGUUUUGAGGGGACAGGGCGGCUGUAAUAGUUAGGCAGAGCAGAAGCAACGUAGAUAAAAAGGAAGAGGUCCUCGCUUAUGCUAUCUGCGCUUUCGGUAGCUUGCGCCCGCGGCCGCAGCGUGAUAUCGCUUGCGCAUCUCUAGCUGGGCCGACGGGAACAUCGGGAGGCUGGCGGGGUGCGAGGGUCGGCGGACCCGCGGGGGCUCGAGAGUUGUCGGGCGGUCUAAUGCUGCCUGUCCUCUCGCCUUUUCGUGAGCAGGUAAGUCUGCAUUGGAACCAGCGGCGCGUAAUAUGCGUUCGUGGAGAGCAGCGGGAAGGGGGGCGUUCUGCGACGGAAGCGAUAGGGAUAGAGUAGAUAUUAUAAAGUAGCGCGCUCCCAUUAAACCCACUACAACCACCGGAUCUUCAGGAGGAUCCCUUGAGCCCUUACAUCAACGUCCUUAGCGAACGAUGGCAAGGGCGCUCGCGGGGCGCUCGCGAGCGCGUCAUGCGUGAGGCGGUAGGGUCGCGCGCGAACAUAUCGCCUUGUCGUGAGCAGGUAAGUCGCUCCUGGUCAUUGUUGUUGCUGUUGCUCUGAAGUUCAUAACCGAGCAGUAUCAGAUGACAGCUCGGGCAACAAGCUCAAAAUUACUCGUGCACAUGAUCAACAAGCUCAAAGUCCUCAGCUUCAUCAGCCUCCGAUAAAUCUUCUCCAACUCCAAAAAAAAAAGACUCUCAAUAUCUUGUAACAAACAGUUUCACUUUCACACUACGACUAUGAAUAUCCAAUAAACAGUUUCACGACCAGAAUUGCUACGAUUAAUAUUUAUCAGCAGGAGGAGCUCCCUCCUCCUCACCUCCAUACUUUCCCGUGCUUUCUUCACUUGAAAACUAAAAAGCCGACCUCUAUUUUCCACUGAUUAUCAGCAGAAGACUCAGAUUGAUUUAUUGAAAGUACUUAGAACAACAGUGUCACCAGGAGAUAAUUGAACCAUUAGCGUCGAAGGCCAGG